Molecule: messenger RNA, 1770 nt
Organism: Chlamydomonas reinhardtii
Lineage: Eukaryota; Viridiplantae; Chlorophyta; Chlorophyceae; Chlamydomonadales; Chlamydomonadaceae
Exons: 2
Coding region: 509-1177 (222 amino acids)
Source: RefSeq, a predicted model, not a curated record
GAUUUGGUGAUGUCGCCGUCAACAUGCUCUACAAGUUCGCGCAGACAGCUUGCUUUUACGCCAAACUAGUUUGCCGUCGACUAUGCUAUAUCUCAUAAGACUGCUUUGAGGGUCCGGGGCUUGAAAGUGCGACUCUGGCGAAAGCAUGCCUCGCGAAAUGUGCCGACAGCCACCCUCGCAAAACGCGAUGGGAGCUAAACUUUAGCACCCUUAUACGUCAUAUAAUUCAAUUCCUGAAAGAGGGACGCUAAAUCUACGCGAGCGCGUAGAAACACGUGUGGACACGUUCUUGCCCCUCUCCAGACCGGCGUCAUACCCGUGUGGUGGCAGGGUGCGGGGCCUGCAUGUGCACCGCCUGGGGGCGGGGUUGAUACAGGCGCUAGGGAGCUUGAUGUUGACUGGUUGCCAUCAUCCCUUACUGACCGAAGUGCCUUUAUUCCCCUGUUCGCCUACUGCCCCUGGCCCCGUGCAGGCAAUCAAGCUUCGGCUGGACCUGGCGUCAGAGCCCAUGGGCCCCUACUUCACCUCGCAUGUGGAGGAGCGUGUUGCAGAGCUGCUGGAUAAGGAGGGCUUCCACAACGAAAAUGAUAUCGGGCAGCUGUGGUACGGCCUGGCCCUGUGCAAAUACAAGUGGGACUCUGCGUUGCUGACGCGCCUGGCUGCCGGCACCGUUGGGGGCCUUUCCGAGCGGGAGCUCCUGACUAGCGCUAGUAGCACGCUCGCCAACAUGGCACAGCAGUCGGAGUCCAUCUCCCUCACAGACCAGCAUAAGGCAGAGCUGGCGCGGGCGAUUGCCAUACUGACAGAUCGCGUUGCGGAUGACUUGCGGAGCACCAAGUCACUUGCCGGUAUGACAGACCUCAGCAAACUCGGCGUCAAGCCCGAGACGCCGGCAGAGGCGCAGGCUUGGUUUGAACUGCUGAACGACAUCGCGCCCACGAAGUGGACAUUGGAAGAGGUGCGAGUGGGGCUCGGAACGUUGGCGUCAUGCAACACCUACUCGCCCUCGCCCGAGGCAAAGCAGAUGGUGCUGGAUGCCGCGGCCUCCAAGGGCGUGCGGUCCGCGGCGGACGCGGGCGUGCUGCUGCAGCUGUCCGAGGCGUGGGGCAUUGCGCUGCCGGCAGAGGUGCGCGCUCGUUUAGUGCGCAUGCGUGGCAGCGGCGGCCCCAAGCCGUAGCUACUUACGCUGGGCUGUGUCGCGAGGCUGUGAGCAAGGCAGAUGCAGUAUACCGGUAGCAUGCACAGAUGCACUGCCCCGUUGCCUCAUUGAUACGGUAGCAUACGGUGUGGCUGCAGGGGCUAGCGGGGGAUGAAAGCUAGGGCAGAGGGGAUUGCGGUUGCAAGUGUGGUUGGAAGGGAAGAAACGUCGGAUGGUGUUUGCAAGGGGUGUUGAGAUGGCAGUGUAUGUUAAAAGUGAGCACCGAGGAGCAGCUGAAGGAGCUGUGUUUGCAUGUGGGGCGGGUCGCUUGCGCAUGCGAGGCGGUGGGUACAGUAGCGCAUGCUGGGCUGCUUUGAGCAGAGUACGUUAAUAGCCGUUCGGCCACCGCGUGCCGCGCGUGCCGCUGUGUGGCCGCGGCCCACGGCCGUAGGCAUGGCCGUGCCCCUCAGGGAAUGUGGUGAGGUCAUGGGCUUAUUACGUGCGUGUUUGUGACAUCUGAAGGGCUUGAUAUGCAUGUCGUGGAUCUCCCCAUGCACAGUACGUGUGAGGACAGUGGUGUUGUCACUGUUGUGUUAAGGGGUUUUGGUGCUGUUGCUUCGACUGGUAGAUAC